AGACGAAACACCCCUUCCACUCUACCACACUUGGUUUCUUCCCCUGUGAACCCCCCUAUUUAACCAAAUGGACCGCUCCAGCCCAAGUUUGGCUGUUCCUGGUUUGACAGAGGAAGAAGUGCAACAAAGGAGAGAGGUCUCAACCAGAAGUGCCCUCUUGCUAAGCUUCCACAUCUUGGCCAAAAUCCAGGACAGCCCAUCAUUGUCUUUCUAAACCUCUCUGACUGUGCACUGCAACCUGGGGGUCUCCACCAUCAAGUCACCGCUGUGACAAUGAAACCUGAUUUGAAUCUCCUUGUUUUCAUCUUCAUCGGUGUCGAGCUCGCUGUCCCUCUGGAUUAUUGUCCAACUCACUGCCAGUGUGACUGGGACAUCCACGGCGUGUCAUGUUUUGGAGCUGAGGUCAUGCCUGUUUUCCAUUCCAGCACAAAGGAGGUGUGGCUUGUUGGGACAAAACUGUCAUCUCUUCCUCAGAAUGCCUUCGCCAACUUGACCGACAUUUCUCACAUAUACAUCUCUGAUGAUGAGACUUUAAAAUAUCUUGAGAGACAUGCUUUCCACAACUUGUCCAGCGUCACCCACAUACAACUAACUGGUAUCAAAACACUUUCCUACAUUGACCAAGAGGCGUUUAAGGACCUGCCUAAUUUAAAGUACCUUGGGAUCACCAACACAGGUCUCACCUCCUUUCCUGGCCUACAAUAUAUUCAGUCCAGCCAAGAGGAUUUUAUUUUGGAAAUCGUGGAGAAUGCCUUCAUACAAGUCAUACCUGCCAAUUCUUUCUCUGGAAUAUCUGAGAAUGCUCUGACCGUCAUGCUGAAUAGCAAUGGCGUGAGAGAGAUCCAGCGCUAUGCCUUCAAUGGGAGCAGACUGGAGGAAGUGUAUCUUCACAGGAAUGUGGAUUUGGAACAAAUAGAUGAGUUUGCAUUUUAUGGUGUGAUUCACGGCCCAACUUACCUAGAUCUUUCAGAAACCAAAGUUACCUCUUUGCCUUCAAGAGGUAUGGAGACCAUUGAAAAGCUCCAGGCUAAAAACACUUGGGCCCUCAAAGCACUGCCCCCCUUCAGGGCCUUUCUCCAUUUACAGAGUGCUGAAUUGACCUUCCCCAGCCACUGCUGUGGUCUAAAAAUGUUGAAAAGAUGGAGAGGACACCCUGAAGCAGUUAUUUGCAACCUGACCAGGACUGCUUUGGAAACGCUCCAGGAAUCCUCAGCAGCUCUCUCUCAGAGGUAUCUGGGACACAAAAUCUACAAACAUCUGAAAGACAGCUUUGGUCUCACAACUACCGGUACUACAAAUCACAAUCACGACCACAACAGCCCCGGUUGUCCAAAUGAACAGUCUGAAAUUGACAGUCUGUUUUAUGUGGAGUUACCUACAGAGCAUCUUAGUGAAGAUUUUGACUUUGCACUGUGUAAUGAACUUCACAUGGAUAAUCACGGACCCUUGUGCACCCCCCUGCCCAAUGCCCUGAACCCCUGUGAGGAUGUGAUGAGUCAGGGCUUCCUGAGGGUGUUGGUCUGGGUUGUUAGCCUGUUAGCCAUCUCAGCUAACCUCCUGGUGAUGUUCAUCCUGCUGACCAGCCGGCAGAAGCUGUCUGUAACCCGUUUCCUCAUGGGUCACCUGGCGUUUGCAGACUUCUGUAUGGGGAUGUACUUGCUGCUCAUUGCGUCUGUUGACCUCUACACACACUCCCAUUAUUACCACUAUGCUAUUGCUUGGCAAACAGGAAGUGGCUGCAAUCUAGCAGGGACAUUAUCAGUGUUUGCCAGUGAGCUAUCUGUGUACACCUUAACUUUAAUCAGCCUUCAGCGCUGGCACGCCAUCUUCUACGCGAUGAGGCCAGACAGAAUAAUGAGGUUACGCCACGCGGCUGUGCUGAUGCUCAUUGGCUGGUUGCUGUGUGUGGUCCUUGCACUGCUGCCGCUGGUUGGUGUGAGCAGUUACCAGAAAGUGAGCAUCUGCUUACCCAUGGACACUGAGACAACUGCUGCUCAGGCCUAUGUGGUCUCCGUCCUGAUGAUUAAUCUCAUUGCUUUCAUGGUGGUGUGCUUAUGCUACCUCCACAUCUACUGUAUGGUGCACAAUCCCCAGAACCAGUCCAGCAGAUGUGACACCAGCAUGGCCAAACGCAUGGCCGUUCUCAUUUUCACCAGCUUUCUGUGUCUGGCUCCCAUUUGCUUCUAUGGCUUAUCGGCAGCUUUCCACCAACCACUGAUGACUGUCACAGGUUCCAAGGUGCUGCUGGUGCUUUUCUAUCCUCUCAACUCUUGUGUUCACCCAUUUUUUUAUGUCAUCCUGACAAAAGCGUUUCACCGAGACAUCCUGAUGCUGCUGAGCCGGAUGGGGCUGUGCCAGUUGCAGGUCCACCUCUAUUGAAAGCCAGCUGCACUCCCCCCCCGUACAGAAACCACAUCCUAAAAAUGCUGAAAUACGGGAAUCACCAGCCUACAAGUUGCUUUUGAAAUUUGGUUAAUUUACCAUGUAGUAGCCUCCUAGAAUUUUUGAUCCAUUAAUUUCUUGUAUGAGUACACCUGAAUGCCUCAGAUAGAGGUGGUUGAGAGGCAAUAACAGGAAAAGUUUAGACCUCAGUUGUAGAAGAAAGACAGAGUGGAAAUGUGCCUAGAACUACACGGCAAAUGUAAAGAUGAGGAGAACUCCAAGAUAAGAGUGUGAGAAAGUAAAGGCGUCAGUGUGUUGCCCCUGUAGAGGCUGUCGUGUAUGAAAACUCCUUUCCUGUCCAGUGAUUAUGGUAACUUUUCUAAACAGGCUCUUUCACAGUCACGACCACGUAGUGUUCGGUCAGGUUUUUUGGAGGUGUGAAGGGAAGCAGGGACACAGCCAGGACGAGGAUAUGACAGUAGGCUUUCACUCCACCUACGAGUGUGAGACGUGCACCCUGGAUAGGUUUGAUCUUUUCAUUAUAUUUUAUAAUGGUCAUUUUAUAAUUCCUUAUAAUUUUAAAUUCUACAUUCAGCUACACUCAGUUUCUGGUCUGUAUCAUCAACAUCAUCUGUAAAUUUGUCUCUUUACAUGAACACUAGUCCCUGUUAUGUUUUAUUCUGGUCUUGAACAUAACCUGGUUAUAUUAACAUCCCUGUAGAACUCUUAACAUUAUGCAGCUUACUGAUCAUCUGUACAGGUGUGUCUUUGAUGCUUUCAC
Messenger RNA from Toxotes jaculatrix (banded archerfish), 3163 nucleotides. RefSeq names its product thyrotropin receptor-like. Gene Ontology annotation, cellular component: membrane. Gene Ontology annotation, biological process: G protein-coupled receptor signaling pathway. Bases 274 to 2379 code for a protein of 701 amino acids. The transcript has 12 exons. The record is from RefSeq and is a predicted model, not a curated record. NCBI's taxonomy places the organism in Eukaryota, Metazoa, Chordata, Actinopteri, Toxotidae. Gene Ontology annotation, molecular function: thyroid-stimulating hormone receptor activity.